GUGUUCGCAAGUAGAACUAAAUGAACAUAUCUUCGAGCGAAAAAUACAUAGCGCUCGUUCGUUUAAAGUUUGGAUGCAUAUUUUAUUCACUGUCAGUUAUUAAAACUAAAUACGUAAAUUAUAACCCUCAUUUAACCCACGCAAAUAACUUUUUAACCUCGCAACCAUUUUUAAUUUUCUUUUUAAAAAUGCAAAAGCAAGUCCCAUGACACGUGCAUAUUCGGGUUCAGCCCUUACGCUAAGCUUCGUUGGUUGCAAAUUUUAAAACUUUGGCAUUAUUUUCAUGAGCGCUUCUCAUCUAGUUAUAGGCACAACUACUAUUUUUAUGAGUCUGCCGUGCUCUUCCUCGUUUAUUUCGUUACGGGAAUACUUAUUAUUAGGUCAUCGUCCUACGCUACGAGUCGUCGUCUUAGGCAGCAUUCAUUACGCGUCCUCGUCGCCAAAGCAAGACCACAUGUAAUACAACAAUUACUCCCGCCCGAUAUUUCAUAAUUUAGACGAUUUGCUAACUCAGAAAGACCGACAGCCUCCAGCCCCACUCAGCUGACACCUGACAGAUUGACCCACUACUGCUGUGGGGCGGCUGACCUUGACCGGGUCGGGUCAGUCCUCGCUGGAAGAGUCGCGCGUCAGUCCAAGUCGGGAUGUGCGCCCCACCGCCGCGGCUGGCAUGCGGGCUCGAGUGAUGUGUUCUGACCGCCUCGCCCUCGGGUAUAUGAAGUGGCAGUAAUCGGUGGUAGACGGUGAUGCCGGUGUUAUAAGCGCAGACCGAUGGAAUUAUCCAGUGGAAGCUGACAGUCUGCACACCGGAUGUCGGAAAAGCUUCAGUGCCUACCUGGUUUCUUUAGCUGUCGGGAAAAUGUCCGAUCUUCACGGCGCCGCGGACCAUAUCGACAGUGAAGAGAUUGGUCACGCUUCUCACCAUACCGCCGGCUACUGCUGCUGUAAUAGCGGCUGCGGGCAGUGCAUCCCCGAGUGCAGCAGCUGUGCUAAGUGCUGCGGCAGCUGCAGCAGCUGUACUCCCUGCUGCGACAGCUGCGCCAGCGGUCGUUGCCGUCCGUGGCUGGUGGUGGUCGCCUGUUUCUGGCUGAGCUUCCUAUCGGAUGGCGUGGCCAGCUGCUUUGGCGUGCUGCUGCCGGAGCUGGCAGAUCGGAUCGGUGCUUCCAUCGCUGACACGUCCUGGGCGGGCAGCGUCCUCUGCGGCGGCCAGCUGAUCGUCGGCCCGCUGGUCAGUGCGCUGGUGAACAAGCUGGGCUGUCGCCAGGUAGUGAUUGCCGGUAGUCUGAUGUCGUCAGUGGCCUUCAGCCUCAGCGCAUCGGCCUCCGAAAUCGGCCUCUUCAUCGUCAUGUACGGCAUCCUCGGAGGUCUCGGACUUGGAAUGAUGUACCUGCCCUCAGUGGUCGCCGUCAGCAUUCACUUCGACACGAAUCGGGCACUGGCCACCGGCAUAGUCGUCUGUGGCUCAGGUGUGGGCACCUUCUGUCUGGCCCCGCUGACGCAGUACCUGCUGGACGUGUCCGGUUGGAAAGGAGCCCAGCUGGCCACCGCCGCCCUGCUCCUCACCGGAGCCCUGAUGGGCGGCGUUAUGUCGGAGCCGCAGUCGGAUUCCGAGCCCUGUCGGACCUGCUGCUGUGCUGUGUCGCCUUCCCCGACACCGGGCCGCCAGUCUGAGACCAGCACUGGGCCGGACAGCGAGCAGACCUCCGGAACGGGAGACCACCGCUGCUCGGUGAACAGGGCGAGAGAACCGCUCCCCAUCACAACGGACGACCGUCGGGAGAAGGCUGGACCCGCCUCUCCCGAUGACACCUUCCUGGCUACCAACACCGGCAGUUAUGUGAAGAUGACGUCCCCGGCCGUACCGUCUAACGCAGGGGACCUGGAGGUGGCCUGUCCUCCGGCGGCUGCUCCGCCUCCGGCUGUAUUCCUGUUCCCCGAGGUGGUAAUACAGAGCGCCAGCUCCACCGGGGAUACGCUUAGUGAGGGCGCCCCAUCCUCCCAGCAGUCAGACGAGUCUGUCGUUACGGGACGGCAUAUCGACCCGGUCGGGCCGCUCCCAGACGAACCUCUCCACCGUGAGACGCUGGCCGCCUCCCAUUCCCACCUGCUCCGCUCCGUGGAUGACCGAUCAUCCUACCUCCGUCCCGGCGUUCCCAGCGAGUCCCGUCCCGUCUCCGGUCAGCCCCGGCCCGUCUCCGGUCACCUCCGGCCCGUCUCCGGUCACCUCCGGCCCGUCUCCGGCCAGUUCCGACCCGUCUCUGACCUGCUCUCUCCCCGUCUGGCUGUCUCCACGCCAUGUAACCAGUCUCACACCCCUCACACGCCCGCAGCCGGUCGAGGUCCGGUCCCCUCUCAUCUCCGUCCCCUGCAGAGGGCAGAUGUGUUCUUCUCGGGCAGAGUUCGGUCGGUGGCGCGGGUUGCGGUCACUCCAACAGGGGCACUGGUCAGUCCCUCCAGUCUGCCACCUGCCGCUGACACUGACGUGCAGCGGAGGCUCGCCCUGACCUCCGUGGGCAGUGCUGACACCGUACCGGUCAGAGAGGUCACGCCGUCUGACCGAGCCGCCGGAGACUCGUUUGCUGUGCUGAAGGAGAUGCUGAACGUCUCACUGCUGAAGGAGACGCCGUUCCUGCUCACCUGCAUCGGCUACUCCUUCAGCAUGCUGGGAUACUUCGUACCAAUUGUCUACAUCCUGGACGAAGCUGUACAGCAUAAAGUCAGCCCGCCGCACGCCUCGAUGCUGGUGGCGGUCAUGGGUAUCUCGAACACGGUGGGCCGGCUGGCGGUCGGCGUGCUCAGUGACAUGCAGCACAUGGACGUGCUGUUCCUCAACAACGUCUCCAUGCUGGGCUCCGGUCUGGUGGCACUGCUCAUCCCGCUCUGCGAGACGUACUCGACCUACGCGGUGGUGACGGCCGUUUUCGGUCUGCUCUCCGCGGCCAACAGCACGCUCUCCUCUCUGGUACUGGUGGAAAUGGUCGGCCUGGCACGGCUAACGAACGCCUUCGGUCUGACGCUACUCUUCAGGGGAGUGGCCGCCGUGCUGGGCACGCCUCUGGCAGGAUUUGUGGCCGAGCGAACCAACAGCUACGACGAGCCGUUCUACAUGACCGGCGGUCUCCUGAUCGCCGCGGCGCUGCUGGGUUUCCUGGCCAGCGGCUGGGGUCGGCGGGGCUGCCGCAGCGCGCCCGCCGAGACAUCCUCCAACAGCUACCGGAGGGCCGACUCGGUGGACACGUGACCUCCUCCAACAGCUAAUAAGGGGCUGAUCUCGUGGACACGUGAUCUACAGCAGCUUCUGAAAAGUGGACCCAUUGGACUCCGUGGACAAGCGACUGGUAGUGGAACCGCUGUUGACUUGUUCAAAGUAGGGUGGUUUGAGGCUGUCUUAGCCAUAAUUACCCCCACUGCAUAAUAUAAUGCAUAGUGAACAGUGAACACCGAACAUGUCCAAGAAGUAUACUGUACGAAUUUUUGGAUCAUUGUUAGUUAUUCUAUAGGCCGUGAUUUUGUGUAUCAUAUGUGCCUUUGUGCCAUCCAUGUCGUGCAAUAGUGCGUGUUUGUAUGUACCAAAGCCGAGGAAUACAAGACCUUAUUGAACGUAUAA
Amphibalanus amphitrite is the source of this 3607-nucleotide messenger RNA. RefSeq lists its product as uncharacterized. The transcript is spliced from 10 exons. The record is from RefSeq and is a predicted model, not a curated record. NCBI's taxonomy places the organism in Eukaryota, Metazoa, Arthropoda, Thecostraca, Balanomorpha, Balanidae. Gene Ontology annotation, molecular function: monocarboxylic acid transmembrane transporter activity. Gene Ontology annotation, biological process: transmembrane transport; monocarboxylic acid transport. The coding region runs from base 860 to 3241 and encodes 793 amino acids.